Microthlaspi erraticum is the source of this 570-nucleotide messenger RNA. NCBI's taxonomy places the organism in Eukaryota, Viridiplantae, Streptophyta, Magnoliopsida, Brassicales, Brassicaceae. The record is from the annotation of a GenBank genome assembly.
AUGUCAGGAAGACUCGCCGAUGUUUUUGGUCGAAGAGGCGCUUUGUGGGUGUCAAACUCGUUUUGCAUGGCCGGGUGGCUUAUGAUCGCCUUCGCGCAGGGAACUUGGUCCCUUGAUACCGGAAGAUUUUUUAUUGGGGUCGCAUCUGGCGUAACUUCUUACGUGGUACCCGUCUACAUCGUAGAAAUCGCACCCAGAAAAAUUAGAGGCGUUCUCUCUGCAAUUAGUUCGCUCGUGAUGUGUGCUAGUAUCUCCUCCACAUUCCUCGUUGGAUCAGUCAUUUCAUGGCAGAAAUUAGCUUUCCUAUGUACUAUUCCCUGUGUUUUAGAAUUCGCCGGUUUAUUCUUUAUACCGGAGUCUCCCAGGUGGCUGUGUAAAAAUGGUCGUGUAAAAGAAUCGGAAGCUGCACUCCAACGUUUACGAGGAAAAAGUACUGAUGUCACCAAAGAGGCUUCAGAAAUCAAGAAAUAUAUGGACAAUCUUCAAGAAUUCAAAGAAGAUGGAUUCUUUGAGCUCUUUAAGCCACGAUAUUUCCGUACCGUUACCGUAAGCGUUCAAUUGAAGUUAUAA